This is a messenger RNA of Anguilla anguilla (European eel), 2167 nucleotides long. RefSeq names its product protein kish-A. The record is from RefSeq and is a predicted model, not a curated record. NCBI's taxonomy places the organism in Eukaryota, Metazoa, Chordata, Actinopteri, Anguilliformes, Anguillidae. The coding region runs from base 83 to 298 and encodes 71 amino acids. Gene Ontology annotation, biological process: protein secretion; intracellular transport. The transcript is spliced from 4 exons.
AAUCAUAGACCGAAGUGCUCUUGCGUCAUUUCCAGGGACAAACAGGAAAUGUGAUGUGGCUGUAGGAAGAAGUGCAACAACAAUGUCUGCCAUUUUCAACUUCCAGAGCCUGCUGACGGUUAUCCUGCUCCUCAUCUGCACGUGCGCCUACCUCCGAUCCCUGGCCCCCAGCCUGCUGGACAAGAACAAGACAGGAGUUCUGGGGAUUUUCUGGAAAUGUGCCAGAAUAGGUGAAAGGAAAAGCCCGUAUGUGGCCUGCUGCUGCAUCAUCAUGGCGUUCAGCAUCUUGUUCGCGUAGCAACGGGCGCCUAGCGCUUUGGCGGUGCGAGCGGAAGACUUCCAACUCGGAGACUGAAAAAAUGUAAACCGUCGCCGUCGAGCGAGCGCUUCUCAUUCCGCCGCGCGUCACCGUCGGAGCCGUCGCCGGGGCAACGCGCCGCGGACCGGCAGCGCGUCGGGUACUCUGCGUGGCGUCCAUCGACGGGUUCCUCGGUGAUCGCGUCUCCAAACGCGGGGCCGCGUUUUCCAUCUCCGUCUCUGUUUCGCCUCACUCCCUCGUUCACAUUAUCGUCCAUCUUACCAUUUGAAGAGUCGGUUUUUUGUAAGGUUUUUUUUUUCUAAAUUCCAAGUCAAUGUUAAUGCUAGAACCUCACUGCUUUUGACCAGUAGUGAUUGUUACGUCAGCAUUCUGUCCACAUGCACCGAUCAGCCACAACAUUAAAACCACUGACAGGUGAAGUGAAUAACAUUGAUUAUCUCGUUACAACGGCACCUGCCAAGGGGUGGGAUAUAUUAGGCAGCAAGUGAACAGUUAGUUCUUGAAGUUGAUGUGUUGGAAGCAGGAAAAAUGGGCAAGUGUAAAGAUCUGAGCGACUUUGACAAGGGCCAAAUUGUGAUGGCUAGAUGACUGGUCAGAGCAUCACCAAAACGGCAUUCAUGUGGAUGCUACUUUGACCCGUACCACCUACCUAAACAUGGUUGCAGACCAAGUACACCCCUUCAUGGAAACGGUAUUCCCUGGUGGCAGUGGCCUCUUUCAGCAGGGUAAUGCGCCCUGCCACACUGCAAAAAUUGUUCAGGAAUGGUUUGAGGAACAUGACAAAGAGUUCAAGGUGUUACGUUGGCCUCCAAAUUCCCCAGAUCUCAAUCCGAUCGAGCAUCCGUGGGAUGUGCUGGAAAAACAAGUCCGAUCCAUGGAGGCCCCACCUCACAACUUACAGGACUUAAAGCAUCUGCUGCUAACGUCUUGGUGCUAGAUAUCAGAGGAGACCUUCAGAGGUCUUGUGGAGCCCAUGCCUCGAUGGGUCAGAGCUGUUUUGGCGGCACGAGGGGGACCUACACAAUAUUAGGCAGGCGGUUUUAAUGUUGUGGCUGAUCGGUGUAUUUAUGGUCUUGCACCUUAAAGGGUUAAGUGUGUUUGAGUGGGGUGUGUCUUUUCAACACCCACAACACUUCAGGUAUUGCUGUGUCUGUCCGUCGUUUUUGGCAUUUUUGUAAUGCAUACUGUAAAAUGAUUGGUUGUCCAAGUCUUUAAUCCCAGAAUGCUUUGCACAUUUGUUUCAUAUGUUUCAUACCCCACAGUUGGACUUCCCUGAGGGUCAUUUAAAGCCUGAUGUAUAAACACAUUUUUUACAAGAGAGAAACCCAAAAGGCUAAUGCCAGUGCUUGAUUAUUUUCUUUUGAAAAUCUGGCCCGGGAACACAAGAGAAUCUUUGUAUUUAAUGAUCUGUAUGUGUUUAUUUCUUAGUUGUUGUUUUUUUUUUUGGGGGGGGGGGGGGGUUUAAACAGCAGAAGCUGCUUUGUAAUUGGCUUUUACAGGCUUGUACAUUUAGGUUCUGUUCUCAGAAGACAGAUGUUAAGACAGCUUACUGAUGUCUAUGCCUUUUAAAAUAAGAAGAGCCAUAAAAAUAUAAUCUGGAACAUUGUCAUUGACAGUGUAUGUUUGCGUCUAAUUUUAAUCUGUUAUUGUGUGGUAUCCAUAAAGAUAUAUACAAAUGAAAAGCUUAUUUUGAAAGACCAUUUUUGGCAACUGUUUCAAACAACAAGGCCCUUUAUAAAAAGAAACUGAGCAGAUUUUCUUGAGAAAAGCAAUGUUUCUGUAUAAAACGGGGUGCUUUUUAAAAUGUUGUCAACUUUAUUUAUUAAUAAAGGUCUUUUUUUAUCACCA